Messenger RNA from Toxotes jaculatrix (banded archerfish), 613 nucleotides. Its product is annotated as hemoglobin subunit alpha-A. Gene Ontology annotation, molecular function: heme binding; oxygen binding; organic acid binding. NCBI's taxonomy places the organism in Eukaryota, Metazoa, Chordata, Actinopteri, Toxotidae. Bases 70 to 501 code for a protein of 143 amino acids. The transcript has 3 exons. Gene Ontology annotation, cellular component: haptoglobin-hemoglobin complex; hemoglobin complex; blood microparticle. Gene Ontology annotation, biological process: oxygen transport; hydrogen peroxide catabolic process. The record is from RefSeq and is a predicted model, not a curated record.
AACUUCACCAGCAUCAUUAUAUCUGAAUAUUUUUUCUUUCAGUUAAGGCAACUUGAGGAAAAGUCAGACAUGAGUCUCUCUGGAAAAGACAAGGCCGUGGUGAAGUCCUUCUGGGAAAAAUUGAGCGCGAAGUCCGCCGACGUUGGGGGUGAGGCUCUCGGCAGGAUGCUGACUGUAUACCCGCAGACCAAGACCUACUUUUCACACUGGGCGGACCUGAGUCCUGACUCCCCACAGGUGAAGAAGCAUGGUGCAACCAUCAUGGCAGCGGUUGGAGAUGCCGUCGGAAAGAUUGAUGACCUUGUGGGUGCCCUCACCAGCCUCAGCGAGCUGCAUGCCUUCAAGCUCAGAGUGGAUCCUGCCAACUUCAGGAUCCUGGCCCACAACAUCAUCUUGGUUUCAGCCAUGUACUUCCCCGCAGAUUUCACUCCAGAGGUCCACGUCUCCUUUGACAAGUUCCUGCAGAACCUGGCUCUUGCUCUGUCUGAGAGAUACCGCUAAACUCCGGCGAUCCAGGAGCAUCGACUGCACACAAGCUGCAUGUCAUCCACAACGAUGUCAAAGUCCCUUUUAAAAUGGAAGGGCUUUGUGAAUAAAUUGAAUACAUGUAAAA